AUGAGGUUCACGAUCCUUAGCAUCGCCAUGGUGACCCUAUCCGGCACCAUGACCCUCACCAGCGGCGCUCCAAUCGAUCCUUCGUCUAAGACGAUCCCCGAGCCGGGCGUGCUCUUUACGCCUGCUCCCAAGACCAAGCUCCUAGCGGCCAGGGAAAAUCGCAACGAUUGCGCCAAGCCCAUUUUUAUGGACCAGACGUCUGCCGCCUCGCCGAAGGUCAACGACUGCUGGCGCAUAAUCUACAAGAUCCACGGCGGCGGCACUUGGACCGUGUGGGGAGAUCACCGCACGCUCGCCACGUACGGCACGCGCGCUUUUGGCGCGGAGGUGGUAGAUGGAAUAUCCAUGGGUGUCAAGGUCGGGAACGAAGACGUUCGCGAUCUAGUGCCGGAUUCGAUCAAGCGUUUCGGAAAGACUGGCGUGGUGGGCGCUAUGGUGUGA
This is a messenger RNA of Parathielavia appendiculata, 441 nucleotides long. RefSeq lists its product as uncharacterized. Lineage: Eukaryota; Fungi; Ascomycota; Sordariomycetes; Sordariales; Chaetomiaceae. Bases 1 to 441 code for a protein of 146 amino acids. The transcript has a single exon. The record is from RefSeq and is a predicted model, not a curated record.